Molecule: messenger RNA, 1642 nt
Organism: Carassius gibelio (silver crucian carp)
Lineage: Eukaryota; Metazoa; Chordata; Actinopteri; Cypriniformes; Cyprinidae
Exons: 13
Coding region: 477-1412 (311 amino acids)
Molecular function (GO): protein binding
Source: RefSeq, a predicted model, not a curated record
UGGCGGCGGUGGGCGGGGCUACAUUCUGCCGCUAAUAGCGCCGUACAAGUAAGUUAAUGCAGUUUGGUAAUUAUUUAAACAUUUUUUGUAAUAAUUUAUCGAUUGUAUUUAAUUAUAUAAAUGCAUACUGAUCGUGCAAUUAAACAUGUUCCUUAAAUAUCAUCAUAUAAAGUAUGAAUGUGACAUCAAAGCUGUAAUUACUCGGUUUAAUAUCUGUAAAUUAAUGUAACGCUAUUAAUGUAACGUUUCAUAGAUGGUUAUUUAAAUAUAUAAUAAUUAUUAUUAUUAUUAUUAUUAUUAUAAUUAUAAAUCCCGUGUACACGUGCUUUAAUCAGCGAGGCAAGUGUGACUGUUUGUAACUUCCUGUUUGGACCGGACACAAUCUGUGCACCUGAAGCGAAGACAUCUGUGGUGUGAAGCUGUUGGAAACAACUAUUAUAUGAAAGUUCUUAUUGUUAUUAAAGCAGACACAGAGGAUGGCUGAAGGUGUGAGGCGAAGGAGAAAGCUGAAGCCCGUGGAGGAGGCCAUACAGUUUUCACUUGAACAGAAAGACAAGAAUGGACUCGAGGGCAGGUUCAUCAGUCAUCUUAAAGGGAGGGGUGUGUUCAGCUGUACUGACUUUGAGAAAGGAGAUUUCCUGCUGGAAUACAGAGGAGACCUCAUCAGCAAAGAAGAAUGUGAGCGGAGGCAAAGAAUAUAUCACGAUGCACUUAAAGUUUUCAUGUUUGAGUUUCGCUACAAUGGAAAACUCCUCUGUGUCGAUGCAGCCCGAGAUGACGGUUCUCUUGGGCGGCUUGUAAACGAUGACCAUAUUAACCCAAACAGCAGGAUGAAGACGAUUCGUGUGGAUGGAAAACCUCACUUAUGUUUAUUUGCCACAAGGAGCAUCUGUCCUGGUGAAGAGAUCACAUAUGAUUAUGGUGAUUCUGAGUGGCCAUGGAGAUGCACGACUCUUAGUGUGGUUGAACCGUCCACUCUUGAAGUCAACACACUGUCCCAGUCAGAAGACACAGACGUAGAGAAGCUGAAAGUUGUCAGUGAUCAGUCAGAGUUGGACUUCAGUAUCUGUGCAGCCUCUGAAGGACUGGAAAAGGUGACUCUGAAGAAGGACCAGUUACUAUUGGAUGAUCAGGACUGUGUUGAGAAGAUGUCACCUGUCAAAGAGCAUGUGUGGAAUGAGGAGCAGAGCUUUUGUGCCCCAGUUGAAGGAGUUAAGGAGGUCUGCAGACAUGUUGUGGUCACUUCAGCAAUAUCAAGCAUGGAUAAAUGUGCUGAAUGUGUGGGACCUGUUGCAGCUCUCAAGUGGAUUGGCCUGAGAUGUAAAUUGUGCUCCAGUUUUUGGCAUAAGUCCUGCUAUCUGAAGCUCCAUGAAUGGGAUGGAAGACGGUCAUUGUGUAUGAGAUCAACAUGACCGAUUCUGAUGACAGUGAUCCUGAAGAAAGUGAAUCUGAUGAUGAGGCUCUUGCUGGAGCUGCGGGAAACUCCAGUAAUGCUGGUGUUCAGAAGAUGCCCAUUGAGAGCACCACUGAACUUCCUGAAGAGAGUGAGAGUGAGGCAGAAACUGAAAACCCACGGAGAGGGCAGAAGGUGUCCUGGUCAAACGCUGAAGUUACAGCUGUAAUGAAACAUUUUAAGGGCCAC